Molecule: messenger RNA, 1823 nt
Organism: Myxocyprinus asiaticus (Chinese sucker)
Lineage: Eukaryota; Metazoa; Chordata; Actinopteri; Cypriniformes; Catostomidae
Gene: slc75a1
Product: major facilitator superfamily domain containing 10
Exons: 13
Coding region: 207-1559 (450 amino acids)
Biological process (GO): transmembrane transport
Cellular component (GO): brush border membrane
Molecular function (GO): transmembrane transporter activity
Source: RefSeq, a predicted model, not a curated record
AUGAGACACCGCGCUUCCUGGUGUGUUCACGAGCGAUGGGAGAGUUUGUGAAAGUCGCGCAUCAUCUUCUGUGAACUCUGAUUGCGCACUGUGUCUGUGGUAUUGAGUGACUCCUCUUAGAGCUCACAAUUCAGUUCAUUGACCACUGAAGAUGCUUUAAGAGUUCUCAGCCAUUUAAACUAUUUUGGGAUCAACAGACUGGAGAAAUGGCAAGUGACAAAACUUCAUCUGGUGAGGAUGCCCGCUCUUCCAGAGUCAUCAGGGUGGUUUUCUUGGCACUGCUGCUUGACUUGCUGGGUUUUACAUUAAUACUACCCCUGCUCCCCUCCAUCCUAGACCACUACAGUCAAACUGGGGACAGUGUGUACCAGUCAUUACAGAGCAUAGUGGACUGGUUCAGAGGCGCAGUUGGAGUUCCUCUGGAAACUAAAUAUAACAGUGUUCUUUUUGGAGGUCUGAUAGGCUCUCUCUACUCUUUUCUACAAUUUCUGUCAUCACCCAUUAUUGGGGCUCUUUCAGAUGACUAUGGAAGAAAACCACUGCUGCUUUUAACAACUGUGGGUCUCAUAGGCUCCUACAUUCUGUGGGCUUUUUCACGUAGUUUUAGCGUUUUCCUCCUGUCUCGGGUGGUGGGAGGACUUUGUAAGGGUAAUGUCAGCCUGUGCACGGCUAUUGUGGCUGACCUACCUUGCCCUAAAGCAAGAAACAAGGGAAUGGCAAUGAUUGGUGUUGCAUUCUCUUUGGGAUUCACACUGGGGCCAUUAAUGGGAGCAUACUUUGCUCUGAAGCUCAAAGAUGCUGAAGUGUUUUAUCAAGGCCCUGCCAUGUUGGCUGUCCUUUUUUCCUUAGGAGACCUGAUCUUCAUUUUCCUCAUGCUGCCAGAGACUUUACAAAAGGAAUCAUCAGAAUCAUCAGGUGUUCAACAGUCUGGAGAUUUUCUUAAUCCUGUAGCACUUUUCAAUUUCACUGCUGUCACAAGAACAGAGAAUCCACCAUCUGAACAAAAAAUGAAAAAUCUGAAGAUGCUUGGCUUGGUCUACUUCACAUAUCUAUUUCUCUUCUCUGGGUUGGAAUUCACUUUGAGUUUUCUAACACAUCAGCGCUUUCAGUUUACAAGCAUGCAGCAGGGGAAGAUGUUCUUUUUCAUUGGCAUCACCAUGGCGUUAAUCCAGGGCGGAUAUGCCCGCAGGAUCAAACCAGGUCAUCAGAUCCAGACCGUUAGCGUGGCAAUUAUAGCCCUUAUACCAGCCUUCUUGCUCAUUGGAAUAGCAUGGAAUUUGACACUCCUCUAUUCUGGCUUAUUUUUGUUCUCCUUUGCUGCUGCUAUUGUUGUUCCAUGCCUUUCAACGCAAGUGUCUGGACAUGGCUCAGCCAAUCAGAAGGGAACAGUAAUGGGAAUCCUUCGGAGUCUUGGAGCUUUAGCUCGAGCACUGGGCCCUAUUGUGGCUUCUUCAGUGUACUGGUUGGCUGGAGCCGAAUUAUGCUUUAUAACCAGUUCAGCGUUCUUUAUAAUCCCUCUGAUUUUACUGAGCAGACUGAAAAGACAGAAAGAGGAGUAACAUUGAGAGUUUUAAGGAAUCACUGUUGCGUCAUUAAGGUCAAACCUCUUCUCCAUUGUUGCCUUAGUGUCACUUAAGAGAGUUUCCAUUUAAAUGUUUACAGUGUACAACACAAUAUACCAACACUUACAGUAUGAACAAACUUUGUUUUUAAUGGAUUUUUAUUUUCCCAUUUGUAUAUGUUUAUUCCUCUUUAAAUUUAAUUAUUGUUUAUCAGUACAAACACUAUAAGACUUGCUGUAUGUUUGUGUAUGUAUAUGUGUG